AUGAGCACUAGUUCCAUGGCGCUAGCAGCAUACAGGAAUGGCCUCAGAGCCACCAAGGUUGCUUUCGGGCAAGACCUUCGCAUGCUUCAGGCCGCGAGGUCGAAAAUGAGAGAGGGCAUGGCAAACCCACCAAACCCCGAGCUGGCUCCCGAGCAACAGAUACAGCAUCUAAACGAGGUUUCGCAGUUUCUGAGGCGCAACAUUGUCCAAGGAAAGCGUGGCGAAGGAGACAAAUACACGCUCAACAUCCACAAAGAGACGGAGCUUGGCGACAACGAGACUAUCAAAACCACAAAGAAAACGCUAGUUUCCCGGGGCGGCGGGUGCUGCGGUGGCGGCCAGGGUCUCUACAAAUAG
Messenger RNA from Lachancea thermotolerans CBS 6340, 357 nucleotides. It is a transcript of the gene MZM1, whose product is annotated as Mzm1p. Lineage: Eukaryota; Fungi; Ascomycota; Saccharomycetes; Saccharomycetales; Saccharomycetaceae. The transcript has a single exon. Gene Ontology annotation, biological process: mitochondrial respiratory chain complex III assembly. The record is from RefSeq and is a predicted model, not a curated record. Bases 1 to 357 code for a protein of 118 amino acids.